AUGGCCAUGCUACUCCUUACUUGCAUUCUUUUAUACACUCACGAUCAGAAAACUCACAAUGUGCUGGCAGUCAAACAGAGCUCGGGAAACACCCUCAUAGAAUCCACCAAUGAUGCCCAGGUUGACGCAGCGAUUAAUGAAGAGAUCCUGAAAUCAAAGGGAAAGGAAGAGGCCGAGAGCAACGGUGAUGUGCAACCUGUAGCCCAGGCAGAGGGUACCACGGACGAACAAUACGAUGUCGCAAAAGAGUACAGAGAAAUUAGAGCCUUAGCUCCAAUGACAAUAUUCUCCAAAACGUACUGUCCCUUCAGUAAAGCAUUGAAGAAGCUCUUGCAAGAUAGCUACAACAUCGUUCCUCCUCCAACGAUCGUGGAGCUCGACAAGUCAAAACAUGGAAAAGAGCUUCAAGAAUUCUUAGAACAGAUCACAGGACGUCGAACCGUGCCCAACGUACUCGUCGGGGCCUCGUCAUCAGAGAGCCGGGGCGGUGCUGACGACUUCAUCGAUAUGCAUAAGAAGGGCGAAUUAGAGACAUUUUUGAACAGUUGGGGUGAAAAGAAAUUAUUGGUGACAAAGAAGGAGACCCCAUCAAACGUAUAG
Messenger RNA from Candidozyma auris, 600 nucleotides. Its product is annotated as glutathione-disulfide reductase. The transcript has a single exon. The record is from RefSeq and is a predicted model, not a curated record. Gene Ontology annotation, biological process: cellular response to oxidative stress. The coding region runs from base 1 to 600 and encodes 199 amino acids. Lineage: Eukaryota; Fungi; Ascomycota; Pichiomycetes; Serinales; Metschnikowiaceae. Gene Ontology annotation, cellular component: Golgi lumen; cis-Golgi network; cytoplasm. Gene Ontology annotation, molecular function: glutathione disulfide oxidoreductase activity.